AUGUCGAACAUCUUAGAGCAAGAAAAGUUCUAUGGUGACCAUAGCUCCAACCGUACUCCUGUCGACACCAACAUAGAUCGUGAUUCAUCAAUGAAAUACUGGAAUGAGACCCCUGCAACAGCCAAUGCCAUGCUAGGUGACCUCGGUAACUUUUCCUGGUAUUCGCGUAUUGAUCUGCGCGGCUCAGCGAAUUUCUUAGCCAAGGUUCGUCGUUUGUCACCAGGUACUAUGACUCAUGAAAAAUUCAAGCUUGGUGUAGAUUGUGGUGCAGGCAUUGGCCGCGUGACCAAUGGGUUUCUCCGGCAUGUUUGUGAAGUCGUGGAUGCAGUGGAGCCGGUAGAGAAAUUUGCCUCUAUUAUACGCGAAGAAUCGCAUAGCCAUGAUGGGUUGGUAGGAGAUGUCUACGUCACUGGUCUGGAAAACUGGCUACCAAUGAAGAAGUAUGACCUGAUUUGGUGCCAAUGGUGUGUUGGUCAUAUCACAGAUAUUCAAUUGACUGAAUAUAUCGUACGCUGUCGAGCUGCUCUGACAGAGACCGGAAUAAUGGUCAUUAAAGAAAAUUUAUCCACAGAGCCUACUGGGGCUGAUAUGUAUGAUGAUUUGGAUAGCAGCGUGACACGGUCGGACCAGAAAUUUCGAGAGCUUUUCAAAGAGGCAGGGAUGAUUUUGAUCACUUCCGAGAUACAGCUUGGGUUUCCGAAAAAGUACAAACUUCUCCCAGUCCGAUCCUACGCUUUGCGGCCCAAAGUCAGAGAUUGA
Messenger RNA from Talaromyces amestolkiae, 759 nucleotides. RefSeq lists its product as uncharacterized. Gene Ontology annotation, biological process: N-terminal protein amino acid methylation. Gene Ontology annotation, molecular function: N-terminal protein N-methyltransferase activity. The transcript has a single exon. NCBI's taxonomy places the organism in Eukaryota, Fungi, Ascomycota, Eurotiomycetes, Eurotiales, Trichocomaceae. The record is from RefSeq and is a predicted model, not a curated record. Gene Ontology annotation, cellular component: cytoplasm. The coding region runs from base 1 to 759 and encodes 252 amino acids.